Molecule: messenger RNA, 1292 nt
Organism: Sorghum bicolor (sorghum)
Lineage: Eukaryota; Viridiplantae; Streptophyta; Magnoliopsida; Poales; Poaceae
Product: cytosolic sulfotransferase 5
Exons: 2
Coding region: 71-1120 (349 amino acids)
Biological process (GO): sulfation
Cellular component (GO): cytoplasm
Molecular function (GO): sulfotransferase activity
Source: RefSeq, a predicted model, not a curated record
GGCCUAUAUAUACUUAUAGUUUCUGCUGGUUGGGGGCGUCGUGCCCGCAUGAACCGCGAGGGGGGAACUCAUGGAGGACGACGAUAUUCAGCUGCUGGGCACCACCACCACGGCGAGGAGGAACGACAACGAUGGGCAGUACGGAGGCUUCUGGCUCGCCGACAUCAUGCAGAACGCCGUCGCCGCCGCUCGCACACGCAUCAAGUCCAACCCACCAGACAUCUUGCUGGCCAGCUUGCCGAAAUCCGGCACCACCUGGCUCAAGGCCCUCGCCUUCGCGACGCUCAACCGUGCCACGCACUCGCCGUCCGACGCCCACCACCCGCUCCGGCACCACAACCCCCACGACUGCGUCGCCUUCCUGGAGAUGAUGAUGGUCACCCAGGACGACGACAACGACGACGGCGACGGCGACGAGGCCCUCCUCCGUCCUCCUCCAUCACGGCGGCCACUGCUGGUACAGACGCACAUCCCCUACUCCCUGCUUCCCGAUGCCAUCACGGCGGAGGGCUCCGGGUGCCGGAUCGUCUACGUGUGCCGGGAUCCCAAGGACAUGCUGGUCUCCUUCUGGAACUUCCACCUCAAGGAGGGACCGACUUUGGCGGCCGCCGGCGGCGGCGGCGCCUGGGUCGGCGAGUCAUCGGCGGCAAGCCUGACCAAAUUCGAGGACGUCUUCGAGCUCUUCUGCCAGGGACGGUACCCCGGAGGCCCCUACUGGCGCAACGCCAUGGAGUUCUGGCGCGAGAGCCAGAGGAGGCCUGACGAGGUGCUGUUCCUGAGGUACGAGGACAUGCUGGGAGACCCGGUGGGUAACCUGAAGAAGCUGGCGGCGUUCAUGGGGUGCGCGUUCUCCGAGGAGGAGGAAGAGGAGGAGGCUGGCGGCGUGGUGGAGCAGAUCGUGGAGCUCUGCAGCUUGGCGAGCCUGAAGGGCAUGGACGUGAACAAGAAUGGCAGCACGGUGCUGGCGUUCAGGAAUGAGGCCUACUUCAGGAAAGGGCAGGUCGGCGACUGGAAAAACUACAUGACCGUGGAGAUGGCGGCGAGGCUGGAUAAGAUCGUUGAGGAGGCCACUCGAGGUUCUGGACUCACCUUUGCGGGCUCAGUCUUGCAUAAUGAUUAAUAAGAUUUUUUAAAAAUCUCUCUAUAUUUAUUAUAUUAUAAUGGAUGUAUUUUUUAUACUUUCAGAAGUAGUUACUUCUGUGAUCAAUAAAUUACGUUGUGUAUGUACAUACUCAUUUAUCAGUCUAAGGAUGUUGAUAUAUUUACUAUCAUAGUACAGAAAAGAUCUUUAA